Molecule: messenger RNA, 3973 nt
Organism: Spirometra erinaceieuropaei
Lineage: Eukaryota; Metazoa; Platyhelminthes; Cestoda; Diphyllobothriidea; Diphyllobothriidae
Source: the annotation of a GenBank genome assembly
AUGAACGUCGAACUUGACUACGUGAAUAGGUAAGGACUACAUAUCCGAAUAGAAACGUUUCCUACCACGUCCAAAUUCUUCAUCCACAGUGAAAGUACUACUUUUAUCCGCAGCAGUCUCUCCAGUGGCCACUUUCUUGGUGUCUUUAUGCCGCCACUGACUGCGACAUCCGCCAUAACCCGCACAUACCCUGCCAACGGUCACCCCCCCCCCCACAGCUCUAAGCUGGGUAACCUCUUGUUCAAAUGUAUUAAGUCGCGGCUACGCGCAUGAACAUUCGCUGCCUUACGGGCGUCGGAGAGUAUUGCUUGUUACCGAUCAACUCUUGUCCUCACACUACACGACUCUGACCCCUACCUGUCCUACAUUUGGCCAGACAUUCUCGUAUGCAGCCACGGACAUGUGACAUCGGCGUAAACAACAGCGCCACGACUGACACUCGCCUGAAGGAACGCAUUGCUCCAACAAAAGCAAAAGCACGGCAACCUGCCCUGCGUUCAGACUAAACAUGUUCUCACAGCUGCCUGGCUUCUGACGUUAAAAGAUACGACAUUAUUGUGUGCGGCUACAGGCGACCUUACAUCAUUGACAGCCACAGAUGAAGAGCCAGUGUCACAUCUAUAUUGAUAAGCUCUGACAUAUUCACUCUGACAGUUCUCCUACUUUCGUGUGGAAUGAUGAUGAAUUAUAUCGCUUUUGGUAAUCUGUCAACGCAGCGACAUACCUUGGUGAGUUGUUUAUGUGUGCCUCUUUGUGUACUAAGCCUGCAUAUCAGAAAGUACCACGGCCUAGACCAACAGUAGAUGAACGCCUCUCUUCGGUUUUUCUAGGAUCAGUUGGGAAAUUAAGUGACAGUACAGGUAGAGCUAAACGCCUUCCACUUGGUUAUGAUAGCACUGUUACCAGUUUGGUUUUCUCAGUAAGCACACAAUACUACAGUAAACCGGCUGGUCAUGAGUGGCAGAAGUACUUUGUACUAAAGACAAAAGGCAAUCCGUGAACAAUUGUGUAUAUCAUCGUUGGCAAUACCAUACACUGCUGUAUGCGGUGGAUCAGUUCGGAUCGUAAUUAAUUUCACAAUUUUUCCUUAGGAAGUCGUCGUUUCCGAGCACUUCUACACAUGCCCACAUGCUGCUGGGUAUUCCUUCCCAGUAUGCAAAUGCAACCGUUCAACUAAGGUAGCAGUCACAAUCAAACGCCAUUAGCAUAUCCCUCAGAGCUUUAUGGUUUCCCAGACUUUAGUAUAUCUGUCAAAGUAACCUCCUCUGGCUUUUUCCUCGGGUCGAAAUUAAUAAAUGAUUUGGGCGAUUUCUUUUAGAUUCCAUUAUUGCGCUUCAUGGAUGGUCGACACGCAUUUCCUGUUUUAUUGUUUAUUAGUGCCGUUCAUUCUAGUCGGAUAACAGACAGGCACUACCACCAGAAACAAUUAGGUCCGUAAUAACCAUCGCACAGAACGGAGACCAAGGAGACACAGCAAAUUGAAACAUUUCUGUCGGACUUCUUACCGUUCACAGUCAUUUCUCAAAAGGAGAGGGUGCAACUGCUGCGUAUAACACGCUCGCCAAUAUCACAAAUGAGCAAGUUAAGUGGUGACUUUAUGUACAUUCGUAUAUUACGGUACUUGCCUGCAUUGCAGUUCAGUAUGACUGAUGAGAUCAUUGCUGUUGGCGCCGUAGAUAAUCUAAGUAAGACCUGCCCCUCCUGUAUAAAGUGUUCCGUACUCUGUAGCCGAAUGGCUCCUCUUAUUGUGUGGGGUCAGAGAUCAACCGCAUGUGCUGCGAGCGACUAUUCAACCUCCGAGUGUUUGCGCGGGCGUCCUUACUCAGUCUUUGCUUUGUUUGUUUAAUCACGCCUUCGCCUUCAGACAUCGCUUUUAAUUGCCGUAACAUUGUGAGUAAAUGUCAUUAAUGCCAAUCACGGCGGACAAGGUGAUGAAUGUUCGUACAUCCCAAAACUUUUUCCAACGUGUUGAAUUUACUAUGCAUUUCAAAACUUCAUUUGGGCACUUUAGGCUGAGGCCGAAUUCCAACAAUUUGCCUCCAAAGAGCGGGUCUCGACAGACAGUUUGCAUGCAGCACCGAGACUAUCUGGCUCACUAUAAGGGUACCAGGAUCACAUAGCCUUGAAGUUCUGACCGUCUAUCGACCACCGAGGAGCGACCCCGAGGCUGACGCUCGUCUGUUAGAGGAGCUAGGACGAUUUGCUCUCCGGCCUGACGUCCUAAUCAUGGGCGACUUCAAUGCACCGCUCAUUGAUUGGAGUUCACUAUACGCGCGCGGCCCAGAACUAGCUUUCGACCGACGCUUCUUGGACAUGGCACUCAGGUCAUUUCUCACACAGCACGUACUAUUUCCCACGAGGGUCCGUGAGGGGCAGCAGUCAAACUGCUUGGACUUGGUGCUCACGAAAUCGAUGGACGACAUAGAUGAGGUAAAAUGUCUGCCUUCCUUAGGUCGAAGCGAUCACGGGGUACUUCAAUGGGACUAUUCAAUCUUUUCCGUGCCUGAACAGCCCACCAAAAUUAGAAGAAAUAUUUGGCGUGGGGACUUCGAUCAAAUGAAGGCCGAAAAUAACAAUACGGACUGGGAAUCAGCGUUUUCCGGAAAUAUAGAGGAGGAUUGGAAAUGGUUCAGUGAAUUAUUGCAAGCUCUCCUGACAAACCACUGCCCGCUUUCACGGAAGGGGCUAAACAAACGACCCCGGUGGCUGACCCAGGCGUUAAAAAAGGAAAUAAAUAAAAAGCGGAGAUUGUAGCAGAAAUCUCUCACUGAUGGGACUCCUGUAUCCAUAAACGCAUACAAACUACAGAGGAACUUAGUCAAGCGGCUGACCCUCAGGACACGGCAAAAUUUUGAAAAAGACCUAUUGAAUCGUGCUAUGGAAAAUCCAAAAUUAUUUUACAGCUACAUAAGAAGCAGCACACGAAAUAGAGAUCCAAUCCCCCUUCUAAAGACAAGCGGAGGCGUAUAGAUUAGUGAGAAUGGAGAAUAAGCUGAGCACUUUUCACAAUUUUUUUAAAUAUAGCUUUACUAGUGAAAGUGCGUUUACUUCGACCGACUACGACUUCGAUGAGGGUCCAAAAAUUGAGUCUGUGUCUUUUGAUGAAGCGACGGUUAGCAAAGAGCUAAUGGCGCUAAAUGAGUCGAAAUCACCAGGUCCAGAAGACAUACAGCCUAAGUUACUGAAGGAGCUCGCAGCCGAACUAGCCAAACCAUUGUCCAUGCUUUUCCAAGCCUCGUUCGAGGCCGGCGGCUUGCCCGCCGACUGGAAAUCUGCGCGGAUCACACCAUUGCAUAAAGGAGGCAGCAAGGCCUCUGCAAACAAUUACAGGCCAAUAAGCCUCACUUCCAUCUGCUGCAAACUCAUGGAGAAAAUAAUCAAGCGAGAGCUGAUGCGCUUCCUAGAGCAGCAUAAUUUAUUAUCUGAUGCGCAGCAUGGGUUUCGUAGUGGCAGGUCUUGCGUGACUAACCUGCUCAACUGUUUGGAACGUUGGACUCGGUCAGUUGAUGAAGGCAAUGCGCUGCAUGUAGUCUAUAUCGACUUUAAAAAGGCGUUUGAUAGUGUCCCACAUCAGCGACUCCUGCACAAACUGAGCCGAACAGGCGUUAGGGGUAGCCUCUUAAAAUGGAUUCAAAGCUUCCUGUUAGACCGUUGUCAAACUGUCCAUGUCGGUGGCAAGCAGUCGACGGAGGUUGCCGUUGAAAGCGGUGUUCCCCAAGGCUCAGUUCUUGGUCCUACUUUGUUCAUCAUUUACGUCAACGAUUGCGUGAGUGAACUGGAUUGUGGUGUCGCCAUGUUUGCGGAUGACAUUAAGCUCUGGAGCGUCAUUCGAACUGCAGAUGCCGAAGAGCAUCUGCAGGCGAACCUAAAUCGACUCCAACAGCGGUCAAAGGCCUGGCUUCUGCCGUUCAACGAGAAAAAGUGUAAUAUUCUACGAGUCGGCAGAGCUCGCUCUCCGAUCCAUAUGGCCUAG